This is a messenger RNA of Seminavis robusta, 576 nucleotides long. The record is from the annotation of a GenBank genome assembly. NCBI's taxonomy places the organism in Eukaryota, Bacillariophyta, Bacillariophyceae, Naviculales, Naviculaceae.
AUGGGUAACCAGCAGAAGCAAGAGGGAGGAGAUCACAAGCAAGCAACAAGACAGCAGCGCAGCUGCAGCAGGCAGACUGCAGGCACGAGCAGACAGACAUACGCACCCCACAGGAUGACCACACCAGGCGAACUAACUACACCACCGGUACGCACAUCACCACCGCAAACCACCACCAUCCACCCCUGUCAAGUCACCAGUGGAUCAGCCUUCAGUUCACCGGCUACCUGUGGUUCCCCACCAUCUUACCAACUCAGUGGAUCAUCUGUUGCAUCCUCCAACCUUGCCCAGCAUGAUACCACCAUGAUUAGCCAACAGCUAGCAGAAAAAAAAAAAAAAAAAAAAAAACAACUGGUGGAGGCAUUGCACCAACAAGAGGAGGAGACCAUGGAGCGACAGGCUGCUUUUGAGGCCAGGCUAUCCAAACAACAACAGGACAUCAACCAGUCUAGUGUCUCCACCAAUGGCUUGGUCCACACUUGCUGGACCAAAAAACAAGCCAACUUGCCUCAUGGGUAUUGGAGGGAUCAGCCCUAUUCCUUCCAAUGCAUCCUCUUCAUUGGAUCACCAUCCUAA